CUCCUGUCUGUCAUACGUGUGUUAGUGUGACUCAGGGUCUCCACACAUUGUGAGCAUAGCAGAGAUCCUUCGAGCUGCCUGCUCAUGUCUAACUUUAUUGCAGGAGCCUGAAGUGGGAUUCUUUCUGUCUCUCUCUCUCUCUUUCUCUCUCUCCCCCCCCCCCUUCCUUGCAGCUGAGCAGAGGGGGUUGACCAAUUGCCAGCAGCUGUUGCUCAUUUCACAAUGGUCCCGCCCAUACAGUGCGAGGCUGGCAGUGCUGUUCCACACACUAGAUGAGCAGCAGCAGCCAGAGCUCCCAACUUAGAGGAAUAUGUCUCCAGCCAUCACGAAGGACGGACUGAGACCUCAGAGCACAGAGGACUUUCUACCGUUGUGCUGAGAGAAGCCCAGAGUGGAGCCCAGAUCCUGUUGUGGGCUAAUUAAAUCCCCAGGAUAACGCCUUCCCUUUCCCCUGGAUCACCGAAAAACCACAACUUGUCCUGAGUGGGACGUCAUCCUGGUCUGGCUCUUCACCCUCCGUCCUCUGCCUCCUCAUGUUCCUCCAGACGGAGAGGAGGGCAGGGCGAGCACACGCGGCCCACCGGCCGCCGCCGCACGCUUCCUGACGGGCCAUGGCGCUCCAGAGGAGGCUGGCGCUCGGCGCGUUGACCGGCGGCUCCCUGCUGGUUAUCUACUUCCUGUGUAGGUACCUGGAGAACCAUUUGUCCUUUGUGCCUCUGAGACAGUGCCACGGCCCCACGCAGAGACCCAGCAGCUCACAAGACUCUCCGGCCAGACAGAGCAACAGUGACCAGUGGAGCCACCCGGCCCACACCUCCACCCUUCCCCCAGAGCUCUCCUCUGGAACAGUUCUGCCUAAGCACCCGCAGACUCCCACUCCAAAGACUCAAACAGCCACAGCUGCUAAACACAAACCAGGAAAGAACAAUUCCCUGGACAACUUAAAGACAACAGAGGCUCCCUACAUCGGAGACACUUACAUGAGAGAAGUCAUCCAACCACAAACCAACUGCUCCGACAGUAUCCGAAGUCGGAUCACCAAAACAGAAUUGAGCGGACGGUUCCUGAAAGACGUUCCUGUCCUGCAGUGGGCCGAACACGUCACUCCUAAACAGCACCAGCGCCUGAGCCGCUACCCAGGAGCACAUGGCUGGGGCGGGAUCGAAUACAAGACAUUGGUGGAAACUCUGUCUGUCCUCAACUCUUCUGCUAACUGGCAGCUGCUGGACGACUGGAAGGAUCUCGGGAAUGAAUCCGAGUGCAUCCGCUGCGCUGUGGUGGGGAACGGAGGGAUCCUGAAGGACUCAAAGAAAGGGAAGGAGAUCGACAGUCAUCACUACGUCUUCAGGACCAACGGGGCAAUCAUUAACGGCUUUGAGCAGGACGUGGGGUCUCGGACCACCCACUACACCUUCUCCACCAACACAAUGAUGAACUCCAUGAGGGGCUACGCCCGCGCCGGCUUUAAAGGACCCCCUAAGUCUAAAGAAACGCGCUAUGUGUUCCUGCCAGAUCACGGCCGUGAUUACCUGCUGAUGAAGGCUGCAGUGACACACACUCUGGUGGAGCAAGGACCUGAGAAAGGCAAAGAUCCAUCCAAGUACUUUGGACAGGACGUGUCGGCAGAAAAGCUAAAGAUGUACCACCCCGAUUUCAUCCGUUACCUCCGAAACAGAUUCCUUCGUUCUAAAACUCUGAAAACCAAAUAUAAGGACAUUUACCGUCCGUCAACAGGCGCUGUGAUGCUGUUGGCUGCGCUGCAUACUUGCGACCAGGUGAGUGCGUACGGCUUCAUGACCCCAGACUACAAGAAGUACUCUGACCACUACUACGACAAAACCAACCACCAAGUGGGCUUCUACAUCAACCACGACCUGCGGAUGGAAAUGACUCUGUGGCAGCAGCUGCACCAGGCGGGGCUCAUACGACUCUACAUGCACAAUGAAGUUAGGUCGAACCAGAAAUAACGUCAUCCCGUCUGUCUGCACACGAGUUAAAGGGAGACAGAUGGACAACUUUUCCUGCCUUGGCUCAAAAUGACUCUGAACUAUUUUGAUCACUUUGAUCCAGACUGAAAUAAUUCUACAAACAUUGGAUGCAUCAUCAUUACUUUUUGUAGAAAUAUCCAAUGCCCUCAGAGGAUGAAUCCUUAAUAACUUUGGCGAUAUCCUGAUUUUAAAUCAACACUUUACGUUCUCCACAAAACUUAAGGGCAUUCCCAGCAACCUGUGCUACUUUGUUUAGCGCUAAUAAGCAAAUGUUAGCAUGCUAACACAAUAACUUAAGGUGGUAAACAUUUCACCUGCGAAACACCAGCAUGUUAGCAUGCUAAUGUUAGCAUUUAACCGAAAGCGCUGCUUUGUCAUAUAAUUCAGUGUUUACGAGCAACGAAAUAGGAGAAAACGUUCACGUCAACCUCAGUUUUAUUUCUGAGUGAGAGGAAUUUUCUGUCAACAAAGUUGGCAGUUGCAUCAACACCAAUACAGUCGAUUCGGUUAAUUUAGAACGAGCUAUACACACUGAAGAUGAGCAAAAGUAGACUAUUUACUAUGUGUGUAAAAGUAGAUACUCUUGAGUAUCACGAUAUGUUUUAUGGUGUGACCGUAGCGAUUCUCCAUAACAUUAUCAUUUUUAAAUUAAUUCUAAAUGUGAAAAGAUUUGUGGCAGAAAGUGUUUUAUUUUGUGUUGGCUUAACAACCGACCGCUGGGUAGCAGUGUUGCAAUCUAUCUUCAGACUUCGGAGUCUUUCACACCAACAUAUGCAUAUGGUGGUGUGUUCUUUAUCUUUGACCUUUUUCCUAAAAUUAGAUAAGUAAUCUCACUAUAGUCUCCCAUUGCCAGACCUACCUCAACAGAGCUCCGGAGGAAGGUCUGGCAAGUCCACACAGCACUCUGGGAUGGGAGAACAGUUUCAGUUAAAAGCACCGCAGUGCCUUAAUACAGCUGAGGGAAGGGCGUUGUCAGUUUCUUUGCACCACUCCUAAUUUUUCUCACUUGUGUCUUAGUUCCUUCCCUUCAGGGUGGAUUUAAGAGAUGCAAAGGAGGAGAGAGAAUGAAAGGAAAUGAGUCGGCCCUGCUCUAGUAAAAUGUAGGAAGUGUUUUAAUGACUGCUGAGGAUGAAAAACAUUAAUCUGAGCGAGACUGCAAGAUGACAAAGUUGCAUCCAACAACAUUUUAAAGGUUUCAAAGGGUCAUUUACACGCUACUACAAACUUAAAGUGUGAUUAAAAUGUCGUUACACUUCGCCCCAAAUUCAUCAAAUCACCAAAACCGUGUUUAUGAGGGUGAGUUCAGAGCGUGUCAUACAAUCAGUCUCUGGCUGAGUUAAGAGUCGUUUCUUGUUACCCUGCGAUACAGUGUGUUGACAAGGGACAAGGCUGCAACUGAGUUGGCCACUUGCUUAAAAUAUCCUGUCUCCCCGCCCUAAAUAGACGGUCAGAGCACUGCUGGCAGUGGCCAAGGUCUAUUCUGACAUUUACUAUAUAUGUUCUCUGUGUACGUGUAUGUCCGUGUGUGUUUGACUGGGACUAAAGAGAUCAUCGUUACACAUAUUGGAACCUGAAUAUGUGUAUUUAGUUUAAGGGAUUUAAUUUAUUUUUUCUUUGUUCUUAUGGUGUUUUAUGCUCACAAGUGCACUUUCUUUUUUCUUUUCUGUUAAUCAAAGUGCCACACUGUGACGAUAAGGACACUGGGCUCUACUCAACUUUUAGUGCCUUUUUUUAUUUUUAAUUUUUAAAUGUGAAUCAGUUAGUUUGGAUGAAACACUGUGGCUGAGGUGGAAACUUCCGAGGUGAUUCAGGACGUUUCCACGACAACGCAAACGAGGAGGACGGUGGCAUUUUCACUCGGUUUGAAUUUCGGGACGGUCGCCGAGGACCGACCUUGUGGAAUGUGCUUCGUCAGUCGCCACACGUGGACUCGAAGCUCCUUAAUAUUUAUUGUUGCCAUUCACCUCAGACUGGACUGAGGCAUCACGAUUAAACCGAUACUUUUAAUUGUAUUAAUAGCAAAGACAAUAUACUGUUGGUCCAAGAUGGAGGGAAGAGAAAAUAAACCAAAGACAAAUCAGGGAAUGUGUGUAUUUAACAUUUAAUUUUGGAGUAAUAUUGAAUCAAUACAUAUUAAUACAAAGUGAGGGUCAUCUGAAAUACUUGAUUACAUUAUUAAUAAGUGUAACCAACCAGGGAAGGUGAGACCUUUUUAUUGUGCAAUUUCUGACUCUGAUUUUGACUUUCUUUUUUCUUUUUAAAUCUGUAUAAAACAAAACUGAUUUUA
Perca fluviatilis (European perch) is the source of this 4275-nucleotide messenger RNA. RefSeq names its product ST6 (alpha-N-acetyl-neuraminyl-2,3-beta-galactosyl-1,3)-N-acetylgalactosaminide alpha-2,6-sialyltransferase (gene st6galnac). Gene Ontology annotation, molecular function: sialyltransferase activity. The transcript has 10 exons. Bases 612 to 1967 code for a protein of 451 amino acids. The record is from RefSeq and is a predicted model, not a curated record. NCBI's taxonomy places the organism in Eukaryota, Metazoa, Chordata, Actinopteri, Perciformes, Percidae.